GUUGGUUGAAAACGAUGCUUGAAGUGUUCGUGUAUUUUCUAUUGCUCCGUAUGUGAUUUUUCAAUGUAUAAAAACAAAUGGAAAAUAUGUUCUCCUUAGAAUUUCGCUUAUUAUUAAUCAAAUAUGAAAGCUGGCUUUACUUAGCGAAACAACAUGUGUAAUACUCUUUCAACCAUGGACAAAGUUACUAGCAAAACCAGCAGCCUCAAAGCUCUUUUACUCAGAGCAUGGCGCGAACGCUGGAGCGAUUUGCAGUGGGGCAUCAACAUUAAAACAAUCUUACCGAGAGGUGUGAGCGGCGACGUGUACAAUUUAGCCGAUUGUAUAUUGCAACAGGCCUUAGUAGGUCCUGGCCCAAAUUAUUUAGUGUUGUCCUACUUAAAACAUUCGCUUAGUUCCCAGCUCGUUUCUUACGCUGCUGUUUUGCAACGUAUUAGCAAAUACGACGCUUUUCAAAAGCCCCACUGUAUUCUAAGCCUUUUGAACUUCUUAGAAACAAUUCACAUCGGCAUAACUUGCCGAGGGAAACCCGAAGAAGAUCUUUUAGCCGCUGCAGUAUUGUCUGUCGUACAAUGGUUGUUGCAAUGUUAUUUGCAAGCUCUUUCCAAAUCUCCACAAAGCAAUCCACUGAUUCCACAGCCAUCCGAACUGAUGGAUAAACCUGCCAGUAUUCUAAAAGAAAUGCUCAAUUCUGAUUUCAUUUGCGCAAUGAUGUACUUAGCGAAACACGACGAUAAAGAUCUCUACGCAGACGUUGUGAAGAAAUGCCAAGAGAUUGAAGUACUCCAGAGGGCAAAUAAUGUGAAAUCGUCAAUUUCAAUCGAGGAUACUCUAAAGAGACUGUGCAAUCUAGAAAUCGAAAAUUUGACCCCACGUUCAUCGAGAACAGAUAUGGAGCCAAUAACGCAUUGUUUGCAGUCUCUGCUGGCCGUUCAGCUUUCUUUAAAUUCCGGUACUGAAACUGCUACUUUCGUUAGUCAACUUUUAAUGGUUCAGAGGCUCAAAAACUACACAAAUGCGAGACUCUAUUGUGAACUGAUUCGUGCGAGUUUAAUGAGUCUGCACACUGUCACAGGAUCGUUGAACGAACCGCAUUGGGGGGCUUUCAUUUUCUUGAAGGUGCCGCUCAUUCUAAAGGAACUUCACGCAAAUACUUUGAACAACAGCGAAGACAAGUUUAAGUAUUCCCAAGACGUCUUUGAUGCUUUCGAACUUCUUUUACACUACACGCCCUUGUUGGAUGAAAUUGACGCUACAUAUUUGUGUAAUAUUGUCGAGUGUAUGUUAAACAAAUUGCAGGAAGUCAAUUUGGUCACUGAGAAGCAGAAUAAACAACUCAGCAGUCGGAGGGAAGGACUGACGGUAGCUUUGCAUAAACUCGAACCUUCAGUCGCUGCAACUACUGCAAUUCCCAAAGUGAUAUUGCGCGCCGAGCAUACACUAAGUGGUUUUCUGAAAUCUCUCAAUGCAGACUGUUCGAAAAGAAGCGAAGCCCUCUUGAACAUGCUAAAUCAAAUCCACACUGGGAAAACUUUCGACCUGAUAAUGGCCGUCGCAUCUGUGGAGGGCAAACUGAAGGCAUUCGUCUCGAAAAUGAUAAAAUUCAACGAGUACAGCAAUCAGGUGAAUGAACCGGUCCCGGGAAGUCCAUCCUCGCGUGCAAUGCUAUUCGACAUGACUUUCUUGAUGCUCUACUCCAUUGUCCAGACAUAUGGAUCUGAGGUUCUAGAAGAAGGUGGAGAUUCCUUUUUUGAACAGUGGGUUCGCGAGUGCAUGCCUGAGCGUGGAAAACCGAAAUCUCCACACAAGCUCCUUCAAACGAUCGACCCUGCAGUGGUCGAUGUUCUUCUGCAGCAAAUUAGUUCUGGAGAAACUGAUUUUAUGACGAGCACUGUCAAUUGGGACAAAACGUGUCUGGCGGCAAUGGGAGUUGUGAAGGAAUUACUUUUUGGAUGGGAGAGUGGUGGUUUGAGUGCUGGAGAUGUCAAGAGAGCCCUCGACAGAUUGAGAAAUGGCGUUUGCUGUUUACCUGUCUGUGCUGCGACUUGGCUGUGUGCACAUAUGAGCAUCACUCAUCAGGAUGCACUUCUCAAGCCCAUGAAUAUGGUUCAACAGUUUCUGACACCUGGGACAGCCGAGGAGACACAGGAAUCUUCGUUUAAGGAAAGGUCUGCCUUAAUGUUUCAAAUUAUACGGAAGAUGCAAUAUGACGUUCGUCCACCAACUCAAUUCAAGAAAGUGCUUGCCGUCUCUCACAGCCUUAUAUCUCGUCAACCGAUAUUGGAACAGUUGGAAUCGAUAUGGCAGAUGAUUCACCACCGAGGUUGGAUAAAUAUUCAAGCAGCAGAAGGUCUUCAUGCCUUAUUAAAUACCGGCGGUUCCCUCUGGUUUGUUUCUAAUUUGGCGAAAGCAACACUAAAGUACAAAUAUCAGGAAGAAUUGGAUCGAGCCGUUGAUCUGACUUUCUCCAUCUUUCAUUUUGAUAUAGAAAACUGUACAUUGGAUCUUUUGAAUAAUGUUGUACCGCAAUAUUUGUACAAUGCAUUGCAAAGCGAGGAACUAGUUGAACCCCAAUCGUCUAUUUUAGCAAAGUUGUGCGUUUACUGUAUCUUUUCUACUCUCGAAUAUAACAAUACGAGUCCUCAGCACGGAAAUAGUAGAAAACGAACCCGACGAGAUUUAGACGCGGAAGAAUUGGACGCACUCGGUGUUCCCGCGAAUAAAAUUUUAAGACUGAACGAUGCCGGAGAUUCAAAUCCAAUGUUUGGAUCGAAUUCUCCGCAAUCUCAAGGUCCAACUAACGGACAAAAACUCAUCGUUUUGAGGGAUCCACUCCUUGGAGCUUUGAAGACACUCUUCAAUAAUUUCACGUAUCUGGCUGGAAGAAACGGCGAAGUGUCGCAACAAACUCAUUUUAUUCUACAGUUUCUGCGAUUUAUGGUGCAAUGUGGAAAAGAUCGGACGCGAGUCGUUCUAGAAGGAUUGAACCCAGAAUUGGUGCCUUGUCUUCUUAAAGCACUGCCAGAAUGUUUUACAACCGACCUGCUCUUGAGGUUGUACGACAUUCAAACAGCAAUGGGACGAAAAGGAACUGCACGUGAUCUGUGCAUGUUGCGGAAUAUCAAUUUGAAGCCCGCGAAAUGAACGCAGGAACAUCUUGUUUCUGACUAGUACAAGUAAUACGUUAUUAGUU
Molecule: messenger RNA, 3193 nt
Organism: Belonocnema kinseyi
Lineage: Eukaryota; Metazoa; Arthropoda; Insecta; Hymenoptera; Cynipidae
Gene: MED24
Product: mediator of RNA polymerase II transcription subunit 24
Exons: 10
Coding region: 154-3144 (996 amino acids)
Cellular component (GO): mediator complex
Molecular function (GO): transcription coregulator activity
Source: RefSeq, a predicted model, not a curated record